CCACCAGCCUGAACACACAACAGUGACAAAGACAAGGACCAUCAAUGAAACUGAGAGGCUCGAAUUAGCAGGUCACUGGUGGAGCCUGGUGCUGCUGAGUGAUGGAGCUGAAGGUGUGGGUGGAGGGUGUGGUCAGAGUGGUUUGUGGCGUAUCACGAAGCACUUCCUGUCAGGACGUCGUGAUAGCUCUUGCACAAGCAAUUGGUCAGACUGGUCGUUACAUUCUUAUCUUGAAGCUACGAGAGAAUGAGAAACAUCUGGUUGCCGAUGACUGUCCCCUGCAGCAUCUGGCUCAGCUGGGACAGCUGGCUCCAGAGGUCCAGUUCAUUCUGCGGCGGACCGGUCCCAGCCUCAGUGAUGGACAGAACACAUCAACCAUAGAGAGACAUAUUCCCCUACCCAGACCAUCAGAACCAGAGCCCCCCAAAUACAGAGGACCACACAAGGCUCUCACCUUCAAUCUGGGUCCCUCAACACUUCCCAGGAGGACUAAACCAAAUAGGGCCUGGUCUCCAUCGCCUAGGGCAUCCCCAGAACCACGAGCGUCCCCUGUCUCUUUCCUAGACGCUCCCAACUCUGUGAAAGCUGUCCCCUCUUACCCCUUCAAAGAGGAAGUGUUCAGGCAGAUUCUGCAGCAACAGAGGAGGUUACAAGACCUGGAGAUUCAGAUUCAAGCUCUGGAAAGGGAAACAGAGGUGUGGGAGCAGGAGAGGUCAUCCGCUGUGGUUCCAAUCCUGAAUCAGGACCUUACAGAGGAACUGGAGGAACUGGAGCAGCAGCUGAGGCAGAACGAGGCAGAGCUGAUGCACAGAGCACACUGGGAGGAACAGUUACAGGCAGAGCUGGACAGAGAGGAAGAUAUGCACAGACACCUACACCAGAUACACUCAUCAAUGGAUGAUCACAACAAUCAGAUCAAGGAGCUCCAGGCCCGUUCUGCACAUGUAGAACAGGACAUACAACUCACAGCCCACAAACUAAGCUCUGCAGUGAGUCAGCAGCAGGAGGAGGCCCUGGGGCCCCUGAGGCAGGAGCUCCACAACCGCCUGCAGCAGGGAGAAAAACUGAAUGCAACGGCAUCAGAGACACAGAGGGAGCUUCAGACUGCAGCAGGAAUACUACAGGACAGAUGGCAGCUGGUUGAGGAGCUGAAUAAGGAGCUGAGGCAGUGUAACCUGCAGCAGUUCAUCCAGCAGACUGGUGGUGCCAACAACGACCAGACAAACUCGCUGCCUAUCACUGAAGUUUACCUCAGCAACGCCGGUAUCAUGGAGUAGGAGCAGCUGAAACCCUCACUGACAUGGACUAGAAGAGAAAAAAGUUCUCAGAGUCUGAAAACCCAAAGACAGUCCAGACCUUAUUCUGUGUGUGUGUGUGUGUGUGUGUGUGUGUGUGUGUGUGUGUGU
Molecule: messenger RNA, 1406 nt
Organism: Seriola dumerili (greater amberjack)
Lineage: Eukaryota; Metazoa; Chordata; Actinopteri; Carangiformes; Carangidae
Product: ras association domain-containing protein 8-like
Exons: 6
Coding region: 102-1277 (391 amino acids)
Biological process (GO): signal transduction
Source: RefSeq, a predicted model, not a curated record